Messenger RNA from Petromyzon marinus (sea lamprey), 1456 nucleotides. Its product is annotated as microtubule-associated protein RP/EB family member 3-like. Gene Ontology annotation, molecular function: microtubule binding. NCBI's taxonomy places the organism in Eukaryota, Metazoa, Chordata, Hyperoartia, Petromyzontiformes, Petromyzontidae. The record is from RefSeq and is a predicted model, not a curated record.
CGGCGGCCUCUGCUUUGAGUGAAGACAGCGCCACCUCGCGGAGAGCCCCUCGCAUCGCUCCUAGCGAGACCACAGCCUCCAUCCCCACCCCCCACAUGCCCUCUCUCUCUCUCUCCAUCCUGCACUGCCUCCCUCUUCCUCCUCGCUCUUCCCCGUGUGCUGCCUUCGCCCUGCGUGCGUGCGUGUGUUUGUAACGGCAGUUGCAUCGCCAUCUCCCCAACCACCAACCAUUACCACAGCCAUCAUCACCACCAUCAUCACCAUCAGCGUCUCUACCAGCCGUCAUCGGUGACAUCGCAGCCUCCGCUCUCAGCUUCGGGUCGGCAAGGACAACCAACGUAUCCGACCCGGAACUAACAGAGGGGGCCCUUGUAUUAUAAACAGUCUGGCAGUUCCACCAGCAUUGGCUCAAGCAAGCGUGCCACUGCUGGCGGUGCGUGUCAGGCGAGGAGGAGGAGGAGGAGUGUCGCGAUGGCGGUGAACGUGUACAUCACGCCCGUCACCAUGGACACGCUGAGCCGGCACGACAUGCUGGCCUGGAUCAACGACUCCCUGCACCUCAACUACACCAAGAUCGAGCAGCUGUGCUCCGGCGCCACCUACUGCCAGUUCAUGGACAUGCUCUUCCCGGGCUGCAUUUCACUGAAGAAGGUGAAGUUCCAGGCCAAGCUGGAGCACGAGUACAUCCACAACUACAAGCUGCUGCAGGCCUCCUUCAAGCGCAUGAGCGUUGACAAGAUCAUCCCGGUGGACAAGCUGGUGAAGGGCAAGUUCCAGGACAACUUCGAGUUCCUGCAGUGGUUCAAGAAGUUCUUUGAGGCGAACUAUGACGGGCGGGAGUACGACCCCGUGGUGGCGCGGCACGGCGUGCACGCCACGCCGCCGCCCAAUCACGGCGAGCAGAUCUUCAACAAGCCCAAGCGGCACAGCACCCCGCCCGCGGCCGCCCCGAAGGCCACGUCUGUGUCUCCGGCCCCGCGGCCUACCAGCACCCCCGCCCGCUCCUCCCCACACAGCAGCGGGGGCGGCGGCACCCCCCAAGGCAAGCCCAAGGCCGGAGACGACGCCCAGAUGACGGAGCUCAACCAGCAGAUGCUGGAGAUGAAGGUGAGCGUGGAGGCGCUGGAGAAGGAGCGGAACUUCUACUUCGGCAAGCUGCGCGACAUCGAGACCAUCUGCCAGGACUUUGACGCGGAGAGCAACCCCAUGGUGACGCGCGUGCUGGACGUGCUCUACGCCACCGAGGAGGGCUUCGCCGUCCCAGAGGAGGAGGAGGCGGGGGAGCAGGCGGACUCCGGGGAGCAGGAAAUCUACUGAGGAGCGCCGCUGAGCGCCGCCGGCGUGGCGGUGACGGCGGUGACGGCGGUGACGGCGUCUCCAGAAACCGCCGUCACGGGGGAGGGGCAAACGCACCGCACGCGUGGCUUGCUGCUGCUGCUGCUGUAGCUGCUGCUGC